Thalassophryne amazonica is the source of this 1166-nucleotide messenger RNA. RefSeq names its product TCF3 (E2A) fusion partner (gene tfpt). Gene Ontology annotation, biological process: positive regulation of apoptotic process; apoptotic signaling pathway; apoptotic process. Gene Ontology annotation, molecular function: DNA binding. The record is from RefSeq and is a predicted model, not a curated record. Bases 230 to 829 code for a protein of 199 amino acids. NCBI's taxonomy places the organism in Eukaryota, Metazoa, Chordata, Actinopteri, Batrachoidiformes, Batrachoididae. Gene Ontology annotation, cellular component: Ino80 complex. The transcript is spliced from 7 exons.
AAACACAUAGAAAAAGAAGAGCAAGUGACGUAUAAUGUGUUCGCCAGUCGGAUGUAAACAUCGUGUGAAACAAGUUCCUUUUCUUUUAUAUUGUUCUUUCUCCACUCUCGUUUUGCAUUUGCUGUGAAAAAUCCACGGGAAAAAAAAUUCUUAUUUCUGUCAUGUGAAUGAAAGCAGGAAGUUAAAAUGGAGAGUAAAACCGCUUAGUGGAGCUCAGACGACUCUAAAUAUGAUGGAGGAUUUUUCUGGGCUGGCCCUUCCCCCUUUGUUUGGAGGGCACAUCCUGGAGGCAGAGCUGGAGCCCGGCGGUGUGGAGCUCGGACCUGAAGAGGAGGAGCUGGGCCCAGGAAGCAGUGAGCUGCUAGAGAGCAGAGCAGAAGAGGAUGAAGAGAGACGGGCCCUUGAUAAAAGAAAAUACCUUUCUCUGAGCAGAAGAUGUAAAGAAAUUGAACAGGUGAAUCAGAAGAUUGUUGGUCGCCUUCAUCAAGUACAUAGAAUAACACGACGCUUGAAAAAAGAGAGACGGUUCCUCAUGAAGACUCUGGAUGGUCAUGGGGACGACUACAGAAACGCCCAACUCACUAUACUGCUUGAGGAUGAGCCUGGGGCCCUUUUAGAUCCUCCUGCUGGUUUGGAGGAGGAUCAUCCUAAUGGUGUUUCGAGCUUCACAGCGUCUGCUACAUUAUAUCACGGAGCUGGACCAAAGAAGAAGAGGCAUCGUAUUCCAAAGCCAGAAAAAGAUAAAGACCAGCUGGUUGAACCAGACAUGUCCACACUGACAGAUGCACAUUUUGCAGAACUGCCCAGCCCAGCAUCUCUGUCUCACUAACCACUGUCCUGCCUGGAUAUGAUGAACUACAUUAAUUUAUGUGUAGUAAAACCACAGCAAUAUUAUUAGCAUAGUAUAAACAUAUGGUAUUUGCAAUGUUGAUACUUAUAGUCUGUGUAAGUGACUUUAUGGUCAGUGGGAAAGUGUGCACAUUAAUGGAUACCUUUUGAUGGACAGUAAACUUGUAUUAGUAAUGAUUUUUAUGACCCAUUUCUGAAUAUUAUUGAAUUUAUAUUGUGUAGUUUUAAAGUAUGCAAAGAGAAAAUAUUUCUCAGUUGUGUUUCAGUUUUGUAAACUGUUAAUUGUGACUGUACUGUAAUUAAACAAAUUUGAAUCU